Molecule: messenger RNA, 651 nt
Organism: Aphanomyces invadans
Lineage: Eukaryota; Oomycota; Saprolegniomycetes; Saprolegniales; Verrucalvaceae
Exons: 2
Coding region: 1-651 (216 amino acids)
Source: RefSeq, a predicted model, not a curated record
AUGGCGAUCCUACAGCGACAGGAGACGUCACUUGAGGACAUCAUCGACUCAUGCCUCGCUGACAGCACAAAAGAGAGAUAUGAGUCCGGGCUACGACAACUCAUCAAGUGGAUUCACUUGACCGGCGAGACUGACCUUUUGAAAGACGACGGCACCAUCGACUUGAAUGUAUUCAAGUACACGCACUUCGUCCAGUUCAUCGUUUGGGUCUACCAAAACACACCCGUCAAGGUCGGAACAAUGUCAUUAUACCACGAAGCACUCCGGUGGUACAACAAGCGGGAAGACGUUGCGAUGCCAAUGGAGUACGCGACAAAACUCAAAACGAUUUUCACAGGAAUGCACCGUCUAACUGCAACUGACGAGCAGACGUCAAACCUGAAGGACUCUGGCAAACGGCCGCUUGGAUUUAGCAUGUAUGAGGCACUUUGCCAAGAAUCCCUCCGAACGUCGGACAGCGGUUUUGUACACCUAUUCCUUGUGAUCUCUUGGAACUUGAUGGCGCGCUCUAAAUCGACAGAGACGAUUCACAUUGUUCACAUUUCGUUUGAAGAAGAUGCAAUUGGUGUCACGUACUUUAAGUCAAAGACCGACCAGACCGGAAUCGCCGAGACCCUCGACAUGUCUGCGCAAAUCCAUCAUCACCGGUAA